Oncorhynchus masou masou (cherry salmon) is the source of this 2649-nucleotide messenger RNA. RefSeq names its product speckle-type POZ protein-like A. Gene Ontology annotation, biological process: proteasome-mediated ubiquitin-dependent protein catabolic process; regulation of proteolysis. The record is from RefSeq and is a predicted model, not a curated record. Gene Ontology annotation, cellular component: cytoplasm; nucleus. The transcript is spliced from 11 exons. Lineage: Eukaryota; Metazoa; Chordata; Actinopteri; Salmoniformes; Salmonidae. Bases 548 to 1726 code for a protein of 392 amino acids. Gene Ontology annotation, molecular function: ubiquitin protein ligase binding.
AAACUUUCGGCAGGGACAUAUGCAGGAUGCUACCCUCCACAGCAUGGCCUUUCGCUCCAGAUCAAAACUCAUAACCUACAACGCAUAUUUGACCCAAAUUAACCGGAGAGAUUAUAGCUUCAAAGGUUUCCUUUUUCCAAGCUACACCGACGGUGCUUUAGCUAACAAACAGCAGAGACCUGAGGACACCAUCCAACCUGGAACUGAGCUGCCAGGCUUGAAAGGACAGACCAGAUACAACUUCCAUUAGCACCGAGGUGUGAAGUAAAAGGUGUCGAGGCCUUUGGGCCCAACAAGUGGCAGGAGUCUUUGACGCGCCCUUUUAAGCGCCCUCCUGUUUAAGACCAUUCACUGGCAUUUUCUACAAGAAUUCUGCCUCCAGAAAUAUAAGCUUCCCCAAGUGGGUGUGACACCUACUCCCAUUACCUGCUGCACUGCUGCUUGGAUCUGUUCUGGCGAUCUGUUCACCGUCUGCCCUGGCCUGUCUCCCCCUGUCUGGUACAGGAAAGGUUAAGUGUUAAAGCUGCUGCUGAGGGGGAAGCUGGCCAUGUCACGGGUUCCUACCCCUCCUCCACCAGGAGACAUGUCUACUGGACCUGUGGCAGAGAGCUGGUGUUACACACAGGUGAAAGUAGUCAAGUUCUCCUACAUGUGGACCAUCAACAACUUCAGUUUCUGUAGAGAGGAGAUGGGGGAGGUCUUAAAGAGUUCCACCUUCUCCUCUGGACCCAACGACAAGAUGAAAUGGUGUCUGAGAGUCAACCCAAAAGGACUGGAUGAUGAAAGCAAAGAUUAUCUGUCGUUGUAUUUACUUCUUGUUAGUUGUCCAAAAAGUGAAGUCAGAGCAAAGUUCAAGUUUUCCUUAUUGAACACUAAAAGAGAAGAGACUAAAGCUAUGGAAAGCCAAAGAGCCUAUCGGUUUGUCCAGGGGAAAGACUGGGGCUUCAAAAAGUUUAUUAGAAGAGAUUUCCUGCUUGAUGAAGCCAAUGGGCUGUUACCUGAUGACAAACUCACCCUGUUCUGUGAGGUGAGUGUGGUGCAGGACUCUGUGAACAUCUCUGGCCAGUCCAACAUGAACAUGCUGAAGGUACCAGAGUGUCAGCUGUCAGACGACCUGGGGAACCUGUGGCAGUGUUCCCGCUUCACUGACUGUUCCCUCUAUGUGGGGGGGCAGGAGUUCAAGGCACACAAAUCCAUCCUGGCAGCAAGAUCCCCCGUCUUUAACGCCAUGUUUGAACAUGAGAUGGAGGAGAGUAAAAAGAACCGUGUGGACAUCAGUGAUGUGGAGCCAGACGUGUUUAAGGAGAUGAUGGGAUUCAUCUACACAGGGAAAGCUCCCAACCUGGAGAAGAUGGCCGACAACCUGCUGGCAGCUGCUGACAAAUAUGCCUUGGAGCGUUUAAAGGUGAUGUGUGAAGAGGCUCUGUGCACCAGCCUCUCUGUGGAGAACGUGGCUGAUACCCUGAUCCUGGCGGACUUACACAGUGCCGAGCAGCUCAAAGCACAAGCCAUAGAUUUUAUCAACAGGUGCAGCGUCCUCCGACAGCUGGGCUGUAAAGAUGGGAAACACUGGAAUAGCAGUCAUGCCACGGACAUAAUGGAGACGGCAGGCUGGAAGUCAAUGAUCCAGUCCCACCCUCACUUAGUGGCCGAGGCCUUCAGAGCCUUGGCAUCGGCACAGUGCCCGCCCUUCGGCCUGCCGAGGAAACGCCUAAAACAGUCCUGACUGCUACAGACCUCUGAUCCAGACAGAGAGCUGAGGCAGCCCACUGAUCCAGACAGAGAGUUGAGGCAGCCCACUGAUCCAGACAGAGGGCUGAGGCAGCCCACUGAUCCAGACUGAGAGCUGAGGCAGCCCUCUGAUCCAGACUGAGAGCUGAGGCAGCCCUCUGAUCCAGACUGAGAGCUGAGGCAGCCCUCUGAUCCAGACUGAGAGCUGAGGCAGCCCUCUGAUCCAGACUGAGAGCUGAGGCAGCCCACUGAUCCAGACUGAGAGCUGAGGCAGCCCACUGAUCCAGACUGAGAGCUGAGACUGCAGCCCUCUGAUCCAGACUGAGAGCUGAGGCAGCCCUCUGAUCCAGACUGAGAGCUGAGGCAGCCCACUGAUCCAGACUGAGAGCUGAGGCAGCCCUCUGAUCCAGACUGAGAGCUGAGGCAGCCCUCUGAUCCAGACUGAGAGCUGAGGCAGCCCACUGAUCCAAAAAGAGCUGAGACACCAUGGGGACACAGGACUAUGAAGAAGAGAUCCCCCCAGUCCCCUCAUAGACUGUCCGUCUCAUCCUAUUGGUUUCUAUCUGAACAGGCCUGGUAGCAUGGGAGACUGACUCCAACUGGUAGAAAGUAAUGUUUGCUUUUGGUCCUCAAGUUUUGUUGCUAUUUUUCUGUAAUUUCAAAUGGCCUUAAUCUAUCUGCCAUUGGAGCUGAUCCACUGUGUUCUCUCUAUUUGACUCUGUACCUGCCCCGUCCCACAGACCAGGCUGCCCCGUCCCACAGACCAGGCUGCCCCGUCCCACAGACCAGGCUGCCCCGUCCCACAGACCAGGCUGCCCCGUCCCACAGACCAGGCUGCCCCGUCCCACAGACCAGGCUGCCCCGUCCCACAGACCAGGCUGCCCCCCACAGUCCCACAGACCAGGCUGCCCCGUCCCA